AUGAACUUCUUCAAGUCGAAGCCGCGCACACCGCCAGACCUCGUUCGUGGGCUUCGGGACGCGCUGCCGAAGUUGGAGGCUGGGCAGCCAGGGUCGGAGGUGAGACGGAAGGCUGCUGAGGAGGUCGCGAAGAACCUCCAGCAGAUCAAGGCGAUCUUGUACGGCGAUGGCGACCCACUCCCUGAGCUUGUGGCGCAACUGGCAACAGAAACGUACUCAACAGACCUACUCCUCCACCUCCUCGUAAAUAUCCACAAGCUCGAAUUUGAGGCACGGAAGGACGUCGUGCAGAUAUUCAACAAUCUUCUCCGGCGGCAAAUCGGCGCGCGAUUCCCGACAGUCGAAUACCUGGGUACUAAGAAGGAAGUGCUCUUUGCCGCGUUUGACGGGUACAAGAACGAGGACGUCGCGCUCAACACUGGUAUGAUCCUCCGUGAGAUGCUCCGACACGAGCCAUUAGCGAAGAUCUUGCUCCAAUCUGAGCAAUUCUACACGUUCCCGCAUUACAUUGAGACCACGACCUUCGGUGUCUCCUGCGAUGCAUUCGCGAACCUGAAGGAGACGUUAACGCGCCACAAGGCCAUGGUGGCCGAGUACCUAGACAAGAACUACGACCGUUUCUUCAAUACCUACACCACUCUCAUCAGAUCAGAGAAUUACGUGACGAAGCGGCAGUCACUGAAGCUUCUAGGAGAGAUUCUGUUGGAUAGGGCGAAUUUCAGCGUCAUGACGCGGUACAUCGCGGACGAGACAAAUUUGAAGAUGAUGAUGAACCUGCUCCGAGAUAAGAGCAAGAACAUCCAAUUUGAGGCGUUCCAUGUCUUCAAGGUAUUCGUUGCAAACCCGAAGAAGCCAGCAGAAAUCGAGAAUAUUCUCCGGAGAAACAAGGAUAAGCUGCUGAAAUUUCUCAAGGAUUUCCACAACGACAAGGAAGACGAGCAGUUCUCCGAUGAGAAGCAGUUCCUUAUCGGGCAAAUACAGAAUCUAUGA
Molecule: messenger RNA, 990 nt
Organism: Fomitopsis serialis
Lineage: Eukaryota; Fungi; Basidiomycota; Agaricomycetes; Polyporales; Fomitopsidaceae
Product: Mo25-like protein
Exons: 7
Coding region: 1-990 (329 amino acids)
Biological process (GO): intracellular signal transduction
Molecular function (GO): protein serine/threonine kinase activator activity
Source: RefSeq, a predicted model, not a curated record